Messenger RNA from Helianthus annuus (common sunflower), 2088 nucleotides. RefSeq lists its product as uncharacterized. Lineage: Eukaryota; Viridiplantae; Streptophyta; Magnoliopsida; Asterales; Asteraceae. The record is from RefSeq and is a predicted model, not a curated record. The transcript has 4 exons. Bases 1 to 2088 code for a protein of 695 amino acids.
AUGACAACAAGAAACCAAGAAGUUGACCGUAUUUCUAGAGAUGUUAGUAGAUUGGACGAGUUCACUUCACAAACUCAAGAAGGGUUAAUGAGUUUGAAGACAGCCUUUGAACAGUUGCAGGCUGCGUUUGCAAGAAUCGAACAACAAGGAACAAUGAUGCCAAGAAUUGAUAAUGAUAGAGUGUGCAACAAUGAGUUAACCAAAGUCGAGUUUCCCAAGUUUAAUGGGGAUGAUGUGGAAGGAUGGUUGUACAAGUGUGAGCGUUUUUUCUCGGUUGAUGAUACACCAGAAAGAUAUAAUGUGAGAUAUGCAGUUGUCCAUUUAGAAGGAAGGGCAUUGCAGUGGUAUCAAGGGUUCAUGAAAUCAAGUGGAAAGCAAAUGUGUGAUAUAACUUGGGAUGAGUAUACAAGGUCAGCCGCUACAAGAUUUGCUGCAACCUUGAUUGAAGAUGCUAUGGGAGCACUCAAAGCUUUGACACAAACAGGGGAAUUGGAGGACUACUAUGACAAGUUUGAUUUGCUAUUAAACAAGGUAACUCUACCUGAUGAAUAUACCAUAAGUUUGUUCAUUGAGGGGUUGAAACCAGAGAUUAAAUGUCAUGUUAAGAUGUUUAAACCAAGAACAUUGAGGGAAACUUAUUCUUUGGCCAGAUUACAAGAACAGUCAAAUAAAACUUUGGGUUGGGGAAGUAUGAACAGUGGCAGUUCUAAUGGAUACAAGUAUAAUUCAUCAAGAACUAACAAUUUGACUAGUAUUGCUAAGCAACCUUUGCUAGCAACACCUGUCAAUCAAGUGCCAUCAAAUGCAAUCAUACCCAAGAAGGUCACUAAUAAAUACAUGGAUGAUAAGAGGGCAAAAGGGGAAGUUUGCAAAGGGAAGAAACAACUGUUUCUAGUGGAAGUAGAUGAAUACCCAGAGGAUGAAGAAUUAGAGGAGGAAGAAGGAGAUUCAGCUGUUCAAGGAGACCCACAAAUUUCACUAAAUGCCCUUAUGGGUAUUCCCUCCUAUUCAACUAUGCAAGUGAUUGGGACAAUUGGCACCAAAUACUUGUACAUACUGCUAGACAGUGGUUCUACUCACAAUUUUAUGAGUAAAACAUUGGCUCAAAAGCUGAAAUGUCCAGUGAAACAGAUCAAUAAUGUACAGAUUACAGUUGCUGAUGGUAAUAAGGUGGAAUACGUGAAUUGGUUGGAAACAUUAGAUGAUAUUGUUUGGAACUUCAAGAAUUUAACUAUGAAGUUUGAUAUAGUUGGGCAGUCGUUUGAAUUGAAGGGCACUAAGAAACAAGGGGUCAAACUUUCAUAUAUGGAGAGAAUUACAAGUCUAAUUCAAGGGCAAAAUAGUGUUAUUCAAGCACAACUGUUUACAAUUCAAGAUUUUGCUGUUGACCAUUGUAUGUAUCAACCUGUUAUUGAAAAACAAAAGGAGCAAGAAGGACUAGAGACAUUGUUACAAGAGUAUGAAGACGUAUUUGAAGUGCCAAAAGGUCUACCUCCUGCUAGACUAAUUGACCACAUAAUUCAACUCAAGGAUGAUAAGGUGAAUCUAAAUCUUAAACCUUAUAGAUAUCCUAGUGCUAAAAAAGACAUCAUUGAACAAAUGACCCAAGAAUUGAGGUUAAAUGAAGCAACAGUGAAAGAUGUUUUUCCAAUUCCUUUCAUUGAAGAGCUGUUAGAUGAGCUGCAUGGAGCCAACAUAUUUUCUAAAUUGGACCUAAGAUCUGGGUAUCAUCAGGGCAGAAUGUACGAACCUGAUAUAUAUAAAACAGCUUUCAAAACUCAUCAAGGGCACUAUGAAUUUCUAGUUCUUCCUUUUGGCCUAACUAAUGCACCUGCCACUUUCCAAUCUCUCAUGAACUCUACUUUUAAAAGUGUGCUUCGAAAAUGUGCUUUAGUUUUCUUUUUUGAGAUAUUGGUGUAUAGUAGUAGCUGGCAUCAACACUUGGUGGAUUUACAAGUUGUAUUGCAGUUAAUGAGAGAUAAUUCCCUCAAAGCAAAGAGAUCCAAAUGCUCUUUUGCAGGAGAGAAGGUGGAGUAUUUAGGCCAUGUCAUAACUAAAGAGGGGGUUUUUACUGAUCCAAAAAGCUGA